Ostrea edulis (European flat oyster) is the source of this 4327-nucleotide messenger RNA. Its product is annotated as N-acetyllactosaminide beta-1,6-N-acetylglucosaminyl-transferase-like. Gene Ontology annotation, cellular component: membrane. The coding region runs from base 2407 to 3774 and encodes 455 amino acids. NCBI's taxonomy places the organism in Eukaryota, Metazoa, Mollusca, Bivalvia, Ostreida, Ostreidae. Gene Ontology annotation, molecular function: acetylglucosaminyltransferase activity. The transcript has 3 exons. The record is from RefSeq and is a predicted model, not a curated record.
UCUAGGUUUAGAUUUAAAAAAAAGGAUACUUGUUAAAAUGUCUUGGAAAUAAAAAUAACUCAUCAAGUUAGAGAUUCCACGGGUAUACAGUAAUUGAAUUUAGGUAAAUGAGUUCGGCAAGCCAAAACCUGAACACAAAUUCUCUAGAGGAUUCGUGUGUCAGUUUGAAAUCCAUCUUGUGUUUGGGAUAGAAAUAUGUUUGUUCGAGACGAGAAUAAAGCUGCAAACAAAACGCCUGGUUACUUUCAGAUUAUUUUAUUAUUAUUAUUAUUAUUAUCAGGUAGAAUGUUGUCUAAAGUGUUUCAUACAAAUUGCUAAACCAUUUUUUUCUUUCAAUUAAAUGAUUUCUAAUUUUAAGUUAUAAUGACAAGAGUUCCAAAUGCUGCAUGAUGUACAUGUGUAUGUAUCUUCAAUUUUGACAACGGAUUACUCCGAUUUCCUGGUUACGAUAUUAGAGAGAGCGAAGUGUGUGUAACCGGUCGACAAGGGAUGUUUUCUCCUCUUAAGGACCUGAUUCCACCUCUACGUGUACAGGGGCCCGUGUUUCCCCUUUCUCGAUUUUGAUUUUUGUAUAUCUGUGUUUCCUUCUUUUCUUUCUUUUUCUUCCUUUUGCGUUCCUUUUAAGACUUGUGAGAUCGAUCACUAUUCGUUAUAAUAACCUUUUCACUAAUCUCAACUUUGUCCUCAAGCAUCUUAGUGCGUGAUAGUAACCUUGCACUCAUAAGAACCUCAAUUACGUCAGGCUUAUAAAUAUUUCAUUAGAAAUUGGAAGGACUGUGUUUGCAUUAAUGUUUAUCUGAGGACAUUGUUAGUAAAUUUACACACAGAGAGAGAGAGAGAGAGAGAGAGAAUGAUAAGGGGAGUUCAUGCGCAAUCAAAAAAACAUGCAUCAAAUGGAAUAUAUAAACGAAACUAUUUUAUUGCGCCUUUCAAGAUUUGUGGUCUCUUUGGGAAUCACUUAAUUAUUUAGGGUCGUUUUGCAUGUACCUUCAUGUUAUCAUUGAACACACACGCAGAGAGAUAGAUGGAAGAGAGAGAGAGAGAGAGCAAUUACUGUGUAAAACAAAAUUCAAGGAUGAUGAGAGAAGAGAACGCUGCUACCAUAUGAUAUUGGUGUUUUGUUUUGAUUUUGUAAUGAGGUUAUAAAUAAUUUAUGUAAAAUAUGGGGGGUUCUUAUCUGAAUCGAUUUUAAGUCGGUUAUUCAUAGUGAUCAAAAACGCAAAACGACCAUUUUCGUGUAAAAAAAAAAAAAAAAUGCCGACAAAUAGGAAAAUCAAAUUGAAUUUCAUUAUAUGAAAUACGUUUUCAUGUUCAUAAGCAAUUUGUCAUCUCCAUGAUAGAUAGUUUAAACAAUGAAAUAAUUGAACUCUAAAUUUCUGUUAAAAUUUAAAGAAGUUAAACGCACAGUACAUGGGCUUAAUAAAGGAUGCAUUGUUUUCUGAUGCCGGUCUGUGUGAAUUUAGUGCAAUUCAGUGGCGGACCCCCACCCCCCACCCCCACACCCCCCACAAUGUGAACCUCACUGUAUGGAAUACAUAUAUAUGUCCAAGAAACCCUUUGCGGGGCUUAAAACAGCCGUCUGAGACACUCGGCAGUUUAACACACACACCCCUCGUUCAGAAAUUCUAGAUAUUCCACUGCAAGUCAUUUCACCCUUUCGAAACAAGUAGAAUGAAAUAGUAUUCCUUGGGAACAAUGUGUGUCCAAUAACCUGGUUUGAAAAGGUUCGAAACUAAUUCCUCCAUAGUUUCGGUGUUCUAAUGCUAACAAAUUCAACGCAAUGUAUAUCACGUGUAUAAACUUUUCACAAAUAACUUGUUUGAAAUAAAACUACCUAUAUUUGCUACGACAGUAUUACCCAUAGUUUGAAAUGCAUAGAUAAACUGUAAAUUUCACUAAUUUUAUAACCUCUUGUAUGCAAUGUGUAAUUUGAUUUUGUGUCAAUUAAAGAUUACAUUAGAAUCUUCGUAAUGUACUGACGAUCGAUUUUAACCUACCAUGCAGUUUCCUCUCUGUUCAAAUGAAUCCCCUAAUAUCGAUUAAUCGUAAAUGUAUAUCCUUCCUCUCACAAACAUUAACAAGCAUUGCAUAUAUGAAUUUAAUGCGUAAACACCAUUUUCUUUCCAUAACCAGAUUCGCAAACUAAUUUGCUUGUAAUGGAAAUGGAUGUCAGUCGUGUCCUUAUUGCCAUUCAUUAUACAAGUCACUCCGAGAAAUAUUGAUAGGCGCUCUCGUGUGUGUACACAAACUUUUGUCAGGUAGAGUCAUUAUCGAUAUCACCGAAACGAAUGCAGAGGUUUAUCUUUGUUUGAUAAAAUGUUCAAUUUUAAAACUGAGGAGUUAAUGUGUGGGCUAAUAUUCAGGGGAUCCCGAAUAAGGUGACAAUAGAAAGGCAGGGAGUAUAAUAUGAGAAGGCGUAUUCAACAGGUGCGACAGUGUCUCUGUGGUUUCACAGUUGCUGUGGCAAUCGUCCUCGUCAUCAAUCCGUACCUUGUAAUCAAUUUGGAUAAACUCCGGGUUAUGCAAGAAAAACAAUUGAUACCUUACCGUGUCCAUCACUCCACAACACACUCCACGACAACGCUGAAGACGGAGUCCAUGGUUUGUUCGAACUGCCAACCCCAUGGUCCUAGGCGCCUGGUCACUGACGUGGACUGCCAGCGAAUAAUAGAGGGGGAUGAAAAGUACAUUGACUGGGCCAAAAAAAGUAUAGAAAACAAGAAAUUUAGUUUUGAAAGUGAUGCAGAUAUAGGUGAUAUAGCUGAAAAAUGUGAUGUGUUCUUAAGCAAAUAUGACUAUGGAAACUUUUAUGUAACUAAAGAGGAGAUGGAUUUUCCUAUUGCAUUCAGCAUACUGACGUACAAGGAUGCCAUGCAAACGGAAAAACUCCUUCGAUCUAUAUAUAGGCCUCAUAAUGUGUACUGCAUCCACGUGGACAAAAAUGCAAAACCUUCUUUGCAUCGAGCAAUUCGCAAUAUUGCAAACUGUCUUCACAAUGUGUUCAUAGCCUCUCAGUUGGAGGAUGUUAUAUAUGCCGGUUUUUCUCGCCUACAAGCCGACUUAAAUUGUAUUUCUGAUUUACUUAACUUUCACUCCGUUCCAUGGAAGUAUUUCAUUAACAUACCUCACCAGCAAUACCCGCUAAAGACAAACUCCGAGAUAGUGAAGAUCUUAAAGAUAUACAAUGGUGCUAAUGACGUCGAAGGCAUAACAGAUCCUGCAAGGAUGUUCAGAAUACGAUAUCUGAAGUCUUUCAAAUUACAAGACAAUAAAAUAGUAAAUACUGGUAAAAGUAAACACCCGCCACCUUAUAACAUUACUGUUGUGAAAGGAAGUGCGUACGGAAUAUUCAGCAGAGCAUUUGUAAACUUUUCGCUCCACGAUGAAAUGGCAAAAGACCUUUUAGACUGGUGUCGGGAUGUAAAAAGUCCAGACGAAUAUUUUUGGGCCACGUUAAAUUUUAAUAAGCGUUUAAACGCUCCAGGUGGAUACUCAGAUAAUCCCGACAAGAAACCUUGGUUGGCAGUGUAUGCAGCGUGGGGUGGAGUGAAUCCUUGUCACGGGAGGUUUGUAAGGGGCGUGUGCGUGUUUGGCCUCGGGGACCUUACUGAACUUGUAUCCAAAAAAGAGCUCUUUGCCAACAAGUUUUACUACGACUAUCAGCCACAUACUCUACAGUGUUUAGAAGAAUGGCAUCUAAACAAAACUUUCAGCAAUUUACCUUUCCAGACUCAUUAUUACAGAGAGCUGCCUUUUAUUAAGAAAGUAAGAUGAUGAUUAAUUUUGUAAGAUGGUGUUGAGGAGUUAAUCGGGUGGGUUACCGGAUAAUGCUUCGUACUCAGUACAUUACUGACCUCCGAGUAGUGUCUGACAGUCGGAAAUAAACAAUGCGUAACUAAGCAGUGUUCAAAGACAUUUUGUUAUAUGCAAUAUUUCGUUUUGUAUUCUACCUUUAUUGAUAGUCGAUAUUUGCUCUGAAUGAGAAGCGCUGACAAUUGUUCCCAAGCAUUUUCCAUGAUUUUGAAUUUGUUUUGCUUUUAAAGCAUUGUAAUGUAUGUAUAUAGUGUAAAUAUUUUGUAAUUUCUUCUCAACUACCACACUUUAUUUCGAUAUCAUCACGAUGAGUGUAUACACAGACAUAGCUAACUUCACUGUUACCUAGAAACAACUGCUUAUGCAAGUUAUUCACAGCAAAUAUCGACAUUAACCAAAUUUUUGAAGUCAGAAUUUUGACUUCGGUGCUAUUUAAAGCUUGUUAUUGUUAUAUGAUUUACAGAUGUAGUUAUGAGUAGAUGUUGAUGAAGAGACAUUAAAAGUUUUUCAUGCA